Hydra vulgaris (swiftwater hydra) is the source of this 534-nucleotide messenger RNA. The record is from RefSeq and is a predicted model, not a curated record. NCBI's taxonomy places the organism in Eukaryota, Metazoa, Cnidaria, Hydrozoa, Anthoathecata, Hydridae.
AUGCCUCAUAAUUGGAGUGCAAAUGAAGCAGCUGGAGAAGACUGGUUCAGUGCUUACCUCAAAAGGCACAAAAAAGUGUCAGUAAGAAAACCUGAGGCAACAAGUCAAGCAUGUAUUUCCAGUUUUAAUCCAACAAAUGUUCAAAAGUUUUACAACAAUUUACAAACUAUUCUUAAUCGUUUUAAGUUGAAGAGAGGAGAUAUUUGGAAUAUGGAUGAAACUGGUAUUACCACAGUUCAAACUCUAGAUCAUAUUGUAGCAAAAAAGGGUUUUAAACAAAUUGGGCGUGUUACUUCGGCUGAGAGAGGCAAUUUAGUAACUGUGGCAGUUGCUGUUUUUGCCAGUGGAAAUUCAAUUCAUCUAUUUUUCAUAUUUCCUUGUGUGAAAUUUAAAAGCUAUUUUUUAAAUGGUGCUCCUGAUGGAAGUGCAGGCGCUGCAAACCCAUCUGGUUGGAUGACUGAAGUUCAAUUUUUGCAGUUUUCCCAUCAUUUUGUAAAAUAUGCCAGAAGUACAAAAGAACGACCUAGGCUUUAG